Leucoraja erinaceus (little skate) is the source of this 875-nucleotide messenger RNA. RefSeq names its product putative defense protein 3. The record is from RefSeq and is a predicted model, not a curated record. The coding region runs from base 50 to 718 and encodes 222 amino acids. Lineage: Eukaryota; Metazoa; Chordata; Chondrichthyes; Rajiformes; Rajidae. The transcript has 5 exons. Gene Ontology annotation, molecular function: oxidoreductase activity, acting on metal ions.
AAGAGGGGCAGCGUCCGGGUUUGGUCUCAGACCGAGUUGCUGCUUGACGAUGCCGGGUUUACUGUCGUGUGCGGUUCCCUCGCUGUUCGCCCUCUGCCUCCCGCUGGUUCUGGCGCUGCCCAACGGCUCGCCUCUCAGUGCCUGCACCAGCCUCAUGCCUUCACACUCCGGUAUCAGCCCACAGACCUCCGCCUCGCCGCACACGAUCAUUGCCAACUGUGACAACGGCAUCAUAAAAGUGAUGAUGAUGGGGCCAUCUUACGGUGGUCUUCUACUUCAAGGCCGAGCACCUAAUACGACUGUUGCAGUUGGUAACUGGACCACGCCUCCUGCCAAUACAAAAGCCAUUUCGUGUUUCGGUACGCAAAAUAGUGCAAUCACUCAUUCAAGUACGACCGCGAAGACUGCCAAUACUAUCUACACCUGGAAUCCACCCCCCAUGAAUAAUAGUGUCGGAUAUGUUGAGUUUGUAGCAACUGUGGCCCAGAGCAGAAGCAUGUACUGGAUCAAUCUACGUUCUGCUCAAAUUAGUGAAGACGGACUGCUCCGGUGCAGUGAGGACCUUUGCUGGAUUUGCCAUGGUUGUGAUGUCUACCCUCGUUUGGCUAGCUGCAUUCUGAUCAGUGGCAAACACCAAACAAUUGUUUCAAAAUUGGAUGUGGAUUUAAUUCAUCAAACUUUUAAACCUGCUAAAGGUCAAGUUAUCAACAAGCUCUAAGUCAGCACUUUAAACUCCCGAGCACUUCUCUAUUCAGAAGGUUUAAAAGGAUGAGGUUCACAGUUUGUUUGCUUAACAUUUGUCUACCCAAUUGUUUGUAUAAAUGUAUCAAAUUAUUUAGUCAAAUUAAAUUCUUGUGAUAUUUGCUUAAAUGGAA